UGCCAAGGCCAGGCAGCGCCGCUCCAUCUGGGCUGCGCAGAGCAGGCGAAGAGUUAACGCUCCCAGCCGCCCCUCGUAAACAUUGUGCUUGGCCCGGCGCCCGAGACCCCCCCGCCCACCCGACUGCUUCCAAUUAGCUGGUGGGUCCGUCAGCUUCUGCGGUGGGUCGCCGGCUCCCCUGCCUGCUCCUCCGCCCGUGGCGCCCUCUUCCGCGCGGGGCCAUGAUCCACAGCCGCCACUCCUUCCUCCCGGCCGGCUCCCUGCUGCUGCUGCUGCUGCUGCUCCUGCUCCUGCUCUGCCGGGACCCCCUGCCCGCCCGUGCCCAGAGGGUCAAGGUCCUCUUCACCCCCAUGAUCUGCCGGGUGCACUGCAGCAGCGAGGGCCGCUGCGCCAACCACUGCGAGAGGGGCAAUGCCACCACCCUGUACAGCGGGGCGGACGCCAGCCCGGCCGAAGGGGGACCCGGCUUCCGUGUCUGUGAGUAUGGCAGCAGGGGGGCUUGGUGGGGGGCUGGCACAGGGCAGGGGAUGCAGCAUGGAAAAGCGGGCAGCCUCUUGCAUCAAGUGCCCUUCCUGGAUCCCAUGUGCCACUCUGGGUGCUUGGUGCCCGCUCCUGCCCAGGUCACAGCCUCCUGCGUGGGCCUCUCUGCUGUGCCAGGCACACCUUUGCCCCUUGCCUAGUUCUGUGUCUGGUUGCUGAGGUUUGUGGCUGCCCCACCCCCCGUUUGGGCUAGGAGAAAUGGGGGGGCUUCCUGGUGCCCUCGCCUCAUCUGGUCCUUUCGACGGGCAACUUUUUCCUCCCCUUCCUGGAAUGUGGUUUCUGUUUCCCAGGAACAGAGACAGGCAGCGAUUCUCCCCCCCCCCCGCGCCACUUGACCAGAUGUCCCCCCCAGUGCAUGGCUCCUCUCCCACCCACCCACCUGCCAGCUGCUGCCCUGGCACAGGGACUCUCCCCUCUCCCUCUUCCCCGCCUGCAGCUGGGGGUUGCUGUGUGUGGGUGACCCCAGGAGGGGCCAGGGCAGCAAAUGGGUCUGGGGGUCAUGGCCUCUGCGGUCAGGCGGGCAGAUGGGAUUCUCCAGCUGCCACUCCUAGGGUCAAACUUUGCAGGGGGGGCCUGCAUGUCGGAGGGGGCCGGGGGGUGCAGACCCCCCAGAAAACCUGAUGUUCCUGGGAAUUAUAUGAGCGGCUGCUGAGCGACACCUUGCAGGACGGGGGGCAGGGACUCGGGGGCCAGGGGUUCGUUGUCGUGUCCCCCCUGCCUCCCAGAAGGCGCUGAGGGUUGGGGGGGCUCUGCCUGCUUUCUCCCCACCCACGUUAACCCUGCGAGCGCCUUCUCUUCCUGGCGCCCCACGAGGGUCUUCUCUUGGCCCCCGGAUGCCGGCAGAGGCUCCUUCGGGGGCUGGAGGGAGAGCAGGCGGCCAGCUGGCGCGGAGCCCUCCCUCCUCCAGAUGGGCCCAGCUGCCUCUGGCGGGGGGCCAGGGGGGCUGAGCUCCAGCCCCAGAGGAGGCAGGCAGGCAGGGGGUCUUGGUGUCCUCAGGGCCACCCUGUGCCUCAGUUUCCCUGGGCAGGCUUGGGGAGGGGCGUCCUGCACGCUGAGGGCUUGGAGAGGGGCGGGGGCUGUUGGGGGCGUCUCCCCGUCCUCCCCUCCCUCUUGUGCUUGGUGAUGCUCCCCAGGCUGCGCGUGGGUGGGGGUGCAAAGCGAGGCGUGUCCUGGCGGGCCUUUCCCCGCGUGUCGUGCCUCGGAGCAGCGCCUGGUCCUUGCGCGGGGGGAGGCAGCGGCCCCCCAGGAUGGGAUGCAGCACCACAUGCUCAUUGACGUAGUCCACAGCCCACGGGGGUGGGGGGCCUCUGGCGCUCCGGCCCCCGCCACUCCCAGGAACAUAGGAAUCCGGCCAGCGCGUCCAUUAGCUCCGAAGACACUGGCUGGCAGAAAGGGCUCACCAGGGUUGCAGGCAGAGGAGUUUCUCUCAGCACCCUCCCCCCCGCCCCAGAGAUGGGACCCAGGACCUUCUGCCCCAUAGCUAUGGCUCCUCCCUAUGGCCUGGGGAGGGUCAGACCUGACCUGCCUGCUCACCCCCCCAAAAAAUUUCUCUGCUACUGAAGGCACUUGCAGUUUGCAGACUUCCAGCAGUUUUGCUGCUACCAUGUUGUUUCUAUGGUGAGGGCUCCAAAUGAUGAUGCUGAUGAUAAUAAUAAUAAUAAUAAUAAUAAUAAUAAUAAUAAUAAUAAUAAUAAUAAUAAUAAUAAUAAUAAUAAUAAUGGCCCACCCAUCUGACUGGGUUGCCUUUUCCACUCUGGACGGCUUCCAACAAAUAUCAAAGCAUAAUAAAGCAUCAAAGAUCAAAAAAUUCCCAGUACAGGGCUGCCUUCAGAUGUCUUCGAAAAGUUGGAGAGUAAUUUAUCUCCUUGGCAUCUGAAGGGAGGGUGCCACUGCCAAGAAGGCCCUCUGCCCGGGUCCCUGUAACUUCGCUUCUCGCAGGGAGGGAACCAGCAGAAGACCCUCGGAGGGGGACCUCUGAACAAUGGGGGUGGAGACUCUCCCUCAGGUACGCAGGGCAGGUAUGGCAGCCUUCCUUUGCGGCCCCAGUCAGGAGCGUAGGAAGGGGGGCGGGGGGGGCGGAUUGUCCUGGGUGUCUUCCCUGAGGGGGGUGACAAAAUCCCCCCUGGUCGGAUCACCGCCGCCCCCCCGGCGCCGAUCGCAGCGCUGAUCCCGGGUGCACGACAUGUGGGGGCUGCCAUUCUGCCAGAGCUCAGCAGAGGGACUAUGGGGUCCCUGGCACAAAACCUCCUUAUGGCAUCGUGGAAUUACAGGGUUGUGGGGGAAGCCCAGGGUCCUCUAGUCUGACCCCUGCACUCCUCUUCCUCAGCCCCCCCAACCACACCCUUUCUUGGCCAGGGGGAUGUGCAGCUGAGGCCCUUUCCUGGUGAGCAAGAAGGCCAAGUCUUGGCCCCAAUCCUCCUCUUCCUGUGGCCCUGAGUUUCCCAAAGGGGUGGGGAGGGGCUGGCAGCGAAGCCUCUGUGCCGCUUUCUGGGGGUCUCAGAGACUGAGCCGGCCGCCCCCUGCCUCUCCCCUUCCUCGCGUCUCCAUGGGGUCAGGCCUGAGAAGGAGUAAGCCGUGGGCGUCCUGGGAGUUUUAUGUCCCCCCCGGUCUAAAUUUGGACUGUCAGAAGUAGACAGAGCACAGCCCCCUUUGGCAGCCGGGAGUCGCGUCUGGGGCAGGAAUCCUUCUUCACUCGGCACGGUUAACCUACGGAACUCCCUGCCACAGAGGUGGCCACCAACUGGGAUGGCUUUAACAUAAAGUCUUGGAGGAGAGGGCUAUUGAUGCCCAUGAUGGCUCUGCCCUGCCCUCCAUGGUUGGAGGAAGCAGUGUGUCCGAAUGCCAGUCGCUGGAAACCACAGGAGAGCAGAGCGCUCUUGGGUUCGAAUCCUGCUUGCAAGUGUCCCACAAUGGAAUCUGGUUGGCCGCUGUGGGAAGCGGCUGCUGGACUGUAUGUCUCUCCCCCCCCCCCCCCCCGGGCUGAUCCAGCACUCUGGCUCUUCUGAUGGAACCUCCAGCUCCAGGAGCAGUCUACCUGGAUCCCUGUGUUCUCAGGGGUAUUUGGCUGCGGUGAGAACAGGACUAGAUGGGUCCCCCUUGGGCCCGAUUCCAGCAGGCUCCUCUGCCCCAAAGUGGCCCCCACCAACCUGGAAACCCCUCCCCCAAUGUUUUGAACUACAAUUCCCACCAGCCCUUGCAACUUAGAGCUGUGCUGGUGGGAGCCUCUAUCCGCAAGGCCCCUCUUUUGUCAAGGCUGCCUGGGCCACCCCACCCCCCCCAAAAAAAGACACCAUUGAUUAAGGUUUUGAGUGUCACGGUGCAAAGGCGGAGCAGCUAACGAAACCAACAGAGAGCGAGAAAACCGACAAGCUGAUAACGGAGGCAGGACCUGGGUGGAGGUCAAAACGAAAAUGACGAGGAAGAUUAUAUGCCAAAAUAAUCUUGCAGAGCGUAGCGUAAAUAGACACAGUUUCUUCUUUACGUAAGGAGAAAUAAACACGGAGAUAAUAUAAACUGGGCGCGAGGCUGCAAUUACAGCUUCCAUAUGUCCAGCGAGGCGGGAGAAAGAGGGAGAGGCGCAGCCGCCUGGACAGCAGGAAGAACUUUCUGAGAUCAAGAGCCAUUGGACGGGGGGACGGACCCCCUGGGAAGGUUUCUAAGCGGAGGUUGGGGGGCCGUCUGCCGGGGGGGUGUCCAUCUGUGGCUCCUGCAUUGCGGGGGAUCAGGCUGUGUAGAGUCCAAGUGCACCCCCCCCCGGUGGAGCAGGAGGGGAAGUUCUCAUAGAAUCACAGGAUCUUAGAAUUGUAGAGUUGGAAGGGGACCCACCGAGAUCAUCUGGUCCAACCCCCUGCAAUGCAGGAAUCACAGCUGAAGAAGCCCUGGCAUCCGAACUUAAAAAUGGAAAGCGUAAUGCCGGUGGUCAACAAAAGAGGUUCAAAGACUCUCCAAAGGCAAAUCUUAAAAAAUGUAGUAUAAACACUGAAACUGGGAAACACUGGCCUGCGAGCGCUCCAGAUGGAGAACAGCCUUUACCAAAGGUGUCCUGGGCUUUGAAGACACUUGAACUCAGGACACAAGGGAGAAAUGUGCUGAGAGGAAGACACGCUUGGCCAAUCCACACUGUGAUUAACUCCCGCCCGGAAACCCCACUGAGGAAGGACGUGUGGAUCCAGAAUUGGCCUCCACAGUCACAGGACCCACUGUUCAGACUCUGUUCGUGGGAGACCAUCUUACUCAGCUACGAGGAGACGAUUCCUGACCGAGGGCCACCCAACCUCUGCUUAAAAGCCUCUGAUGAAAGAGAGUCCCUUCCCAGGAAGCCCAUUCCUCCAUCUCACGGCCUUUGCUGUCAGAAAUCUCUUCCUAUUGCUUAGUUAAAAUCUCCUUUCUUGCUGUUUGAAUCCAUUGAUUCGGAUCCUGCCCCCUGGACUUUGCUGAACCAGUUUACUUGGAUUGUUUUGGUUCCAGAGAGCUUUGGAAAGGAGGCGACACCAGCAGCCCCAGUCCUUGCGGGAGUCUUUUUGGUCACAAGGACAGCAGGUGGUUGGGGCAGGAUGGGGAGGGGACCACCCCUGUCCCUUCCUCUACCCUCAGCUCAGGUUGACCCUGGCGGGGGGGGGGAGAGUGUCCUGCCUUGCAGGAGGGGGUCGGACAAGGUGUCCGUGUGGUCCUUUCCAAAGAUCCCUCUUGCAGGCUGCUUCCUGCCAUGACAGCUUUUCUAGAGAGGACAAGGAGUGUAGGGUGGCGUUCUGCCACUGAAGGACUCUGUGGGGCUCAGAAGCUUGCACAUUUCUGACUUUAAAAAGAGGGAGAGCUUGGGGCUGGACUGUGCUGUGCCUGCUCUGGAUCGGUUGGCAAGAGAAGCCCCCGCACUGCUUUCUCAAUCUGCUCCGUCGCUGGUGCCCGCCUGGCCUCUCGCCUCCCACCCUGCCCUCUCCCCACGCCAACUUUGCCCUCUGCCUAAUCUGGCCUCCCUCUGACCGCGGCCCAGCUGGCUGGCCUGCAGACUUGCCCUCUCAAAGGCCUGGCAGGAUCUGUCCCUUCUCAGCACUGCCCAGACGGGCACAGGGCAGCCAAGAACAACCGAGACUGUCUGGCCGGCCUCGAUUGUGCCUGGGAAUGUGGGGCAAGUGGGGCCCCCUCCAAGAGAUCUGGCUCCCGCCCAGCCCCAGGGAUGGGGGGGCUCUGCACUGCAGGCCGAGUGGGCAUGGGGUCCCGUUGCUCCCAGCAGGGAGCUGGCUCAGGACCCCACAGUGCCGGGCAGCGCUGUCUGUAAAAGGACAACCUUCUUUUCCUGCAUAUUCUGCACCCCCCCAAUCAGUUCAGAUCUUGCUGUGCAGAUGCGUCCCACCCCCGAGUGUUUAGAAAAGCACAUACCUCACCGUGACUCUGGCAAGCGAGCCAAGCCGCACACUCUGGACGGAGGCCACGCGCCCCCUACCCCGUCCCUCCAGGAGAAGGUGGGGUGUCCUGAGAGCAGAGACUUCCUGCUGACUUGGCAGCCCAGACCCCACCCGGGGGGGGGGGGCGAAGCCAGAGACUUUUCCUAACACAAACACACAGCUCCCAAACCCCCAAAGGCAGCUGAGCAGAAGACUUGCGGGAUGAGGCUGAGUUUUGGAAACCGGAUCGGGACACCGGAGUCGCCGUGCUGGUACCACAUGUAGCGAGUGCCAGGAAGUUUCCCCAGAGUUCCCCUCAGAGACUCGCACACGAAUGGGGGCAAAGGGGCAUCUCGGCCCCCAAGGAGAUGCAGGAAUCUCUGUUGCAUUGCAGCGGGGAGCGAACGUCCUUGUUAUUUAUUUCGUAAGAUUUGACUAUAAGACAAGAACAUUAAAAGCCUCAAAGCAGUUUGCAAGAUCAAGCGAGAAAAAUCAAGCGUGGUUCACUUUAAAAUGUACAAAACUUAAAAUACGAAAGCCGAUUAAAGUUGCCUCAGUUUCCUAAGCAUCUGGGUUAGGAUGCUUUUAGCAGGUGCCGAAAAGAGUCCAGUGAAGGCGCCUCAAGUGGCAGGGAGUUCCAAAGGGUCGGUGCUGCCACUAAAUGACCGAGUUCUUAAAAGCACAAAUCAAAGCAGUCAGGUGGGGGCCUUUUGGGUAAGGAGGUCUCAUCCUGCUGGGACCAUUUCCAAGUUGGGUGUGUCUAGGAUCGAAGUCAUUGUUUAUUUUAUUUUUAAUUACAUCCCACUUUAAGAACUUAACAAGAGCCCUGGAUGAGGCCAAUGGCCCACCUAGUCAAGCGUCCUCGUCUCCUAGUGGCCAAAUUUCCCUAAGAACCCAGGAAUCUAGAUAGACUGCCUCUGGAGCUGGAGGUUCCAUUGGAAGAGCCUGGCUGCUGGAUGAGGCCAACGGGGGCCUGUCUAGUCCGGCAGCCUGUCCUCACAGCGGCUGAGCAGGUGUCCACAAGCCGGAGCUGAGAGCAAAAAAAACCUCUCCCCUCCUGCAGUUUGCAGCAGCUGCCACUCGGAAGCAUUUGUGGCCUCCUGCAAGGUGGCCGUAAAAUUAGCACGCCAUAAAUAAAAGGGAUUUCUGGUGGCAGAGGCAGCGGCGCUGACGGGAAGUGUUAAAAACCCAGGUUCUCCUGCCGCCCGGCUAUCAAAUAAUCAUCCAAAUAGUGCAUGACGUAAUGGGAUCCUGACCUUAUUUUCAUGGCCCACUCCAGAAAUGUGCUUAAAGUCUGAAAAGGGGUGCAUGCAAUGGAGCAGCCAUGGGCAUAGCAUGGUAAAAGUACCAUUGGUCCUGACACUUUAAACCCAGCAGCCAGAAGUCAUGAGGGUGGACUGGAAGCAGGCGAAAGGUCGAUUCAGCAUCACACUUUUCCCUAAGAGCACUAGGGCUGCCGCAUUCCUUAAUAAACUGGAUUGCAUAAUCUGGCAGCGCAUAUUUUACUGAGCAUUGCUCCUGAGAAAUGCGUCAUUUACUGAUCUGCUUUUUGGGUAUGAUAAGUUAUGAAUCAUGAGGAACUCACCCGGUACCUUUUUAGGCACGAUACCCAGAGGUGAUACUUUAAAUUUAGGGAAAGGGGGCUCCAGGAAUGGACCUGCAACCCCCCCAAAAAAGGCGCUCUUUGGAAAUCUUUUUCGGGGCAACAGGGGCGUAGGAAGGGGGGGCUGCCCUGGGUGCCAUCAUGGAGGGGGGGUGACAAAUUAUCAAGGGACAAUUACUGCCCUACUAGGGCGGUUCAUAAAAAACUUUAAAAAAAAAAGCCUGCUCCAAAGGUCUUAUCUUGCUAAACUUUAUAUAGCUAUAUCUGAAAUUUCACGCAUAUCAGUUAAUAUCUUGACCCUCCUCCACGAAAAUAGCUGUUUACUUGACCAUUUUCCUAUGUGGUGAAGGCUGAAAUUUCAGUUCAGUGGAGCAUUUACUGUUCCCAACCCUAACCCUGCGGAAAGCCAUCUAAUUCGACUUUGAUUUGAUUUUGACAUGUUUUUAGGAGGUGAUUUAAUUAUUGUUUGAUUUUAUACCAAUGUUAUGUAUCUGAUGUUAGCUGCCCUGAGCCGGAAUUUGGCCGGGGAGGGCGGGAUAUAAAUAAAAGUUGAUUAUUAUUAUUAUUAUUAUUACUUAUUACUCCUUUGUAAGAAAAUAUGAAAUAACGUAAAACCAUUUUUGCAGGCAAACAAACAAACAAACAAACAAUGGGGGAGCUGAUAAGAAAUUUUCUGCACCGGGUACCACCUGCCCUUCCUACGUCUCUGCGGGGCAAUAUGGGGCAUCUCACGUACAGACUUUUAUUUGGGGGGGUUGGUGAAUGUCAAGAUGCCUACCACUGGGAUAUGGAACCUUCCUGGAAGCCCCCCUCCAGGUAUUUUGCCGCCUCUCUCUUGGGGAGGGUAGGGGGGCUAGGAAAAGGAGACGCUUAUUUGCAGAAAGCCUUGGAAAAUUUUCUUAUCCUGAAAGCAUUUUGUGGUUGGGUGAGAACCGCUGCAAAGGCACCUUUGUUAAAAUCCCAACAUGAUUUCCUUGGCACCCUCCGCCCUCCGGGGGGGGGGGACGACCCUGGGUUGAAGACGGAGCAGCUCCUCUUUUGCAUCUGCAACCUCUGGACCCGGGGGGGGGGGGAGUCGUCAGAUGCCCCCUCCCCUGAGCUGCAGGGCUGAGAGCGGUCAGGGACCCUGGGGCUCUCUCCUCCUUCCCCCUCCCCAGAGUCAUGUGUCCCCAGAGACUUUUCUUCCCCCGGGGGAGAGUCUGCACCCUGGACGGAGAGUCAGCCUUUGUGCACACGUGGGGGUCCAAAGAGCCAGGGGGGGCCUCUGUCCUGGGAAGCAGCUGCAAUUAUUAUUAUUAUUAUUUAAUUCAACUUAUACACCGCUCUAUACCCGGAGGUCUGAGGGUGGUUCACAAACCAGACCACAACAUAUAAAAUCAAACCAAAAACAAUACCACCACCACCCCACAUUCUAAAAGGGUGUUGGAUGUCAAUAAGUUCAAGCAAAGGCCUGCUUAAAAGGAACGUUUUUGCCUGGCGCCUAAAGGUGUAUAACAAAGGGACCAGGAGAACUUCCCUGGGGAGAGCAUUCCACAGACGGGGAGCCACUGCAGAGAAGGCCCCGUUCUCGUGUUGACCUCCUCCGGACCUCUCAAGGAGGAGAGAUGAGAGAGAUGGGGAAGGUGGAGGGAUUUAUUUUAUUGCUGCAUUUAUUUUAUUGCAUUUAUAGCCCUGCCUGUUCUCCAAGGAGCUCAAGGUCCUCCCCCUCCUCCGUUGACCCCCACAACAACCCUGCGAGGGAGGCCAGGCUGGGAGGCAGCGGCUGGCCCCCAAGGACACCCGAGGACUGAGGGCAGAAUUUCAAACCAGGUCCUGGUCCUGCGCUAACCACUAGGCCACACUCUCUUCCAACUAGGCGAAAAAGGAAAACACCCCGCUGGAUUCUGACUCCUGUCUGCAGGUGUGGCUGCUGACCUGAUCUCUCUCUCUCUCUCUCUGCCCCCCAGUCCUCUGCCCCCUCAUUUGCCAAAAUGGGGGGGUCUGCCUCAAGAAGGACAAGUGCCUCUGCCCCCCCAGCUGGACGGGGAAGUUCUGCCACAUCCCAGCCCUCCCUCGGCCCCACGGACAGCAGGCACCCUCCCGCCGCGAGACCAGCGCCCAGGCUGAGGGGGGGCCCCAGCCCAUGGCCAGGUCCACCUACACCCUCCCCAUCGCCAACCACCGCGAGGAGCGUGACGGUAAGACGGGGCCGGGAGAGGGGCGGCGUGGCGGCGGGUUGGGCUAGAUGGCCUUGGGGGGUCCCUUCCAGCUCUCCCCUCCUGGGAUUCUAAGAGGAGUAAGGGAAGGGGGGAGACAGGAUGGAGCCGAGGGGGCAGGAGGUUCCAGGACGCAGUUAAGUCAUUUUGGGCACCCUGCCCGCCUUGGAUUCGUAAUCCCACCCCCCAAAAAGCAUCGAUAUAGUAAGAAUGAAUAAUAAUUUUUAUUAUUUCUACCCCCACCAAUCUGGCUGGGCUUCUCCAGCCGUUACUCAGAAGAGCACGUUGCACGACUUGUCAAGGAAAGAACACCGUGAAAUUCUAAGCAGUAACAAUUCGUUGCAUAUUUCAGCAAGAUCUAAUUAAAAGCAGGAUAUUUUAGGUGUCUGAGAGGACCCCUCCCCCCCCCCCCCGCUGCCCCCUUGCCUCUUGCCGCCCUCCCCCAGGACAUAAGUAUCUUAUUUUCCCUUCUUUUAAUAAUUUCAAUGUGGUGACAAGAAGUUUUCUGCUCCGGGUACCACCUGACUGUGCUACGCCACUGCAUCCCUUUGUGGUUGCACCACCCCCUUUGGGAAUCUCGGAGUUGAAUGGUGUGGUUGUUGGGGAGGGGGAACACGCCCAGCUGGGAAGCCGGUGAGAGUCCGAGGCCGGAUCCUGCGCUGCGCGGCUUCCCGCGCCGUGAGGACCCUUGGGUGCCAACAGGGCCAUGCUGCGUCAAGCACAGCCAAGCCCAUUCUGGUUUGAGUUGGCAGGAGAGACACCCCCCCUCCUUACAGCUCAGGGAUAAGAACCCAAAAGAGCCCAUCUAGUCCAGCCUCCUCUUCUCAUUGUGGCCCAAGACCCCCCCAAAGAGCCUAGCAUUCGAGAUAGACAGCGCCUGGACCUGGAGGCUCCAUCAGGCCCUCCAGUCCAGCCUCCCGUUCUCACAGUGGCCAAUCAGGUGCCCCCAAGGGAAACCAGCCAUCAGGAUUCGAACACAAGACCGACUUGUGGUUCCCAGUGACUGGGGGCAAGAGGCUCCCUUGCUUGGCGCUGGCAGGAGAUCCCUUUCGGGUGGGGGCAGGGGACUCCUUUUGGGCCGGGCUCCUGGAAAAGGGAUCUCUGCCAGCCAGGAAGGGACGGAGCAGACAUCCAGCGACAGAGGAGAUGAAUGUUUGCUGGAGGGACGCCUGGAAUUCUUUUGGGGGGGGAAGGCAGAGGGACACGCUGCCUGCUUGCAAAUAUUUGAGGAGAUAUCGGCAGGAAUGGGACGUGUUGUCUCUCCUCCUCCCCGCCCAGCCAAAGCCGCCCAGACGCAGCCGGAGCCUCAGAGGCGCGGAUGAAGCAGGAGGAGGAAUUUGGCAGGGGAGAGGCCUCUUGAGGGCCGGGGGCUCAUUGGAGCCUCCAUGGGCAGGAGCAGUCUACCUUAGAGGCGCUGAAGGGAGGGAAAGGAGAGAAGCAGCAGGCAGGGCUCUGCCUUGCUUCCCUGGCUGGGAGUUGGCGAGGGGAGAAGCGUCAUAAUAAUAAUAAUAAUCAAUUAAUAAUCAGUUUUAUUUAUAUCCUGCCCUCCCCAGCCAAAGCCAGGCUCAGAGCAGCUGACAUCACAUAAAUAAGAUAAUAUGCAUAAUGCAAUAUACAAUAUGCAAAUAAAAUAACAUUCCACGUUCAUUAAAAUAAUAUAAGUAAAGGUAAAGGGACCUCUGACCACUAGGUCCAGUCGCGGCCGACUCUGGGGUUGCGGCGCUCAUCUCACUUUAUUGGCCGAGGGAGCCGGCGUACAGCUUCCGGGUCAUGGGGCCAGCAGGACUAAGCCGCUUCUGGCGAACCAGAGCAGCUCACGGAUACACCGUUUACCUUUCUGCUGGAGUGGUACCUAUUUAUCUACUUGCACUUUGACGUGCUUUCGGAAUGCUAGGUGGGCAGGAGCAGGGACCGAGCAACGGGAGCUCACCCCGUCAUUGCGGGGAUUCGAACCGCCGACCUUCUGAUCGGCAAGUCCAAGUGGCUCAAUACUAUUCAAUAUCAGCACUUCAAGAUUAAACAGAAAUCCACUCUUACCAGUUACAAUAAGUAAUUUCUAAACUCCAGUCAAUAAAACAACAGCAGGGCACAACACGUGGUGGGGGUGGGCUGGAUGACCCCCAGGGCUCCCUUCCAGCUCCACAAUUCUACGAUUCCCCAAAUUCCUUGGUUUGGGUCUUGCCUGCCUUCCUGGUAUUUGGGGAUCCCUCUCUGUCCCCUCUUCUCGGGGCUCAAUGGCCCCUUCAGCCUCCCUCUCUGCCCCCCCUUGACCCGUCUCUCCCCCCCCCAGGUGUGGCCUCCCUGGCCAGCGUCCACGUGCAGCACCCUCCCGAGGCCUCGGUCACCAUCCACCAGGUGGAGCGCGUGAGUGAGGAGCCGGCGGGGGACGCCAACGCCCUCCCCCUCUCCCGCCCGGCCCUCUACAGCGUCCUGGCGCAGAGCAGCCCCCGAGACACCCCCAGCGGGGGCUACGGAGAGGGGGCCGGGUUCGGAUACUGCUUCCGGCAGCUCCGCGGAGGAGAGGUACUACUUGGGGGGGCAGGGGGGAGGGCGGGGGGCGGCUGCGGCUCAUACAGAAUGCAAAGGACCAACCCCCCCCCCAUCAGCUCACUUGCAACUCAGCCCUCUAGGGCAAAAAAAGGGGGUCUGCUUAGAAAAUCCUCUGUAAAUGGGGGCAAUCUAGGGGUCUCCCACUGUUCCUUAAAAAAGCCAGCAGCUCUCAGUUCUUAAAGACAUAAGGGAAGACUUCAGGAUCAGGCCAGUGGCCCCCCUAGUCCAGCUUUCUCACAGCGGCCAAAUACCCCCAAGAACUUAGAAAUCCAGGUCAUGUUAAAUUGAAUUCCAGAAUGAUGUACAAAGCAAGUAUCAACCAAUGAGUUUUAAUUUUGAUAACAACUUCUCUUGAUCAUUUCUGUUGUACAGUUUUCAAAACCAAUAAAGCAUAAGAAAAGAACUUAGGGAUCCAGAUAGACUGCCUCUGGGCCUGGAGGUUCCAUAAGAAUGGAAGAAGCAGGGGCAUCAACUAUAGGGAGUCCGAGCACCCCAAAAAUGUUUGGGUGUGGCUGCUCAGCACCCAAUCCGCAAGGACCCCCAUGUGACUUCCGGCGCCUCGUGAAGCCCUGGAAGUCACGUCCGAGGCCAAGCGAGAUCUUGCAGAUGCGGUCAGAGGCCUUGCGAGAACUGUGACAACUCGGAACCGGACUUCCGGCGCCACUGGAAUUUCGGUUCUAAGGGCGCUGGGUGCGUGAGCUCAUGGCGUCGCGUCACACGCACUGGGCACCCGUAACCCGGGGCCCAAGUUGGCAGAAGGAGAGCCUGGCCAUUGGCCCAUCUGGCCCACCUUCCUCUUCUGACAGCGGCCAACCAGGUGCCUCCAUUGGAAGCCCACAAGCAGGACCCGAGUGCGAGAGCUUUCUGCCGUUAUUUGGCUUUCAGAGGUAGACUGUCCCUUGGCUUGGAGGUUCUGCGGUCAACAUCGGCCUCUGUAAGAAGAGCCUGGCUGGGAUUCGAAGGUGCAUUCGAAGGGAAGAAGGCAGCUGUCCUGGCCGGGGGUCGUGCCCCCCUCCUCCAUGGGUUUGUCUAGAACAGGGGUAGGCAACCUAAGGCCCGGGGGCCGGAUGCGGCCCAAUCGCCUUCUCAAUCCGGCCCACGGAUGGUCCGGGAAUCAGCGUGUUUUUACAUGAGUAGAAUGUGUCCUUUUAUUUUAAAUGCAUCUCUGGGUUAUUUGUGGGGCAUAGGAAUUUGUUCAUAUAUUUUUUCAAAAUCUAGUCCAGCCCCCCACAUGGUCUGAGGGACGGUGGUCCGGCCCCCGGCUGAAAAAGGUUACUGACCCCCGGUCUAGAAUCUGCUUUCAAAGCCAUUCAAGUUAGUGGCCGUGGCUGUCUCCGGUGGCAGGGAGUUCCGCAGUCCAGCUCUGCGCUGCCAGAAGGGAAGCACAGCUGUGAAUUCAUGUGAAGUGGAGACCGGGGGGGGGAGAGGGGGCAGAGAGUGGCUAAGCCCCCCGCUGCCUCUUUGGCAAGGGGGUCCGGCUGACUCAUCUGCUUUGGCUGGAGGCAGCAGGUGCUGUUCCAAAACCAGAAGAAACAGGAGUUUAUGGGGCCCUUUUGAUGGGGGUCUUCCCCCUCCCGCUGGGAGCAAAGCAAGGGGGGCCUGGAGGCCUCGGCCCCAGCAGGGUGAGGUUGGGGGCCCAGCAAGCCCUGGUAGGGGUUUCACUUUAGCGAAAUGGCUGGAUUUCAGCACUUUGGGUUGACCGGAGGCCAAGAGACUCCCGGAAAGAGCGGCUCACAGAUGAUUGUGUCGGGAGGGAGGGGGUCGCCAUCUGUGCCAAAAGAGGCGAUUGUGAAAUGGCAGCAGCUGGACGGGCUGGAGGGGGGGCUGAGGGGCACAGAGAGAAGAACGAAAGAAGAAAGAAGAAAGAAAGGCGGGAGGGAGGCAGAGAGGCAGAAAGAGAGAGGGAGAUCGUAGUCAUCUUCUCUAUGCCGAUUCCAGGAACACAGUUUAACUCUGUGGUGCCGUUAAUAAGGACUUUCUUUUCUUCUGUCCUCUUGUCUUCUUUAAGGCAGGGGUGCACUUGGUAACCCCCCUUUUAGGGCUUGAACAAGCAAGGGAAAAGGAUGGGGUUUAUAUUAUUUUAUUGAAUUAUCACAGCCUGCCUUUUUUCUCACCAAGGAGCUCAAAUUCACGGUCCUCCCUCCUCAUGUAUUCCCCACAACAGCCCUGUGAGGUAGGCUAGGCUGAGAGGGAAACUGAGCCCAAGCUCACCCAAGCAGUGGGGGGAUUCGAACCCAGGUCUCUCCUAGUCUGACAUUCUCACCACGACGCCACACGGGCUCCUAUGCACAAAGGUUUUGCACACUUGUGAGCAGAGGGCACUGUGUACACCCUGGGGGUCGCCGUGGCUUUGCGGGGAAGGGAGCCCCUCUGCUCGGGGGGGGGCUGCCCUAUAGAGGGAUUGUCAUGGGCCAAACCGUGCCUUAUCCUACAGGUGCAGAUGAAAGGUGGGCUUUUAGGGCUUCUCUGGAACAGCCAAGGUCUGGGCGAUUCUGAGGGGGUGUUCCUGGGUUAGGACCCCCCAACUGACUCUCUCCCUCCUCUUUCAGUGCAGUGCCCCCCUGCCCGGCUUGCGCACUCGAGAGAUCUGCUGCCGGGGGGCCGGCCUGGCCUGGGGGGUCCACGAGUGCCUGCCUUGCGCCAACGGCGACGUGGGUAAGGUUGCCAACUGGGCCCCCACCCUCUCCGAAGAAGGGGGAGUGGCUUGGGGGGGGCUGGGAAGGAGGACGUGGCUCACACCCUCCUGGGCCGGUUGGGGAGAGGAGGGGUGCCCCAAACUCCUGCCCUUUGGGCCAUGGGACACCCCUUUAAUGUGGCUUUUGGUGCAGCCCUGGAAGUGUCAGUGGUGGGGGGGUCUUGGUAGGGGGGGCAUGGAUAUAGCAAAGGGCUCCUCCAACCGCCCUCUCUCUCCUCAAAGGGGACGCCAGCCCUGUGGGGAGGAACGAAGUGGCCUGCCCCAAAGGCUUCCGCCGGCAGAAUGGAUCCUGCAUUGGUGAGUGGGGCUGGGCUGGCCGAAGACCCCUUGGUUUGUGGGGGGGGGCUUUCCACCCCUGGAUCCUUCUAGGGGCCAAGGCAGAGCCCCCACAAAGUCCAUCCCCUGGCUCCCAGGCUUCUUCCCAGGAGGGGCCUUUGCUGCCCACCCAUCCUGCCAGGACGGGCCUGGAUCUGCCCCCCCCGGCCUUUUCUGACACCCUCUUUCUCACCCCCCCAUGGCCAGAUGUGGAUGAAUGCGCAGAGGGCAGCUUCUGCCACAAUGGCGACUGCACCAACACCCGCGGCAGCUUUGCCUGCGUCUGCCACGAGGGGUACAUCCUCGACUCGUCUCGUAGCAGCUGCAUCUGUAAGUCGGGCACCCCUGGCACCGGCGUGGGGCGCUGGGGGGUGGAGGUGGGGGUGUGGCAGGCCUCCAAACCCGCCUCCUGUUCCUGAUUACAUGAGCAGAGCCUGCUGGAUCCGGCCGAUGGCCCACCUAGUCCAGCCAAGUUUAAAAUGCUUUACUUACAAAAUGUUCCAAAGGUCAGAUUCAUGCAUUUAUCCAGGCAGCAGCAAGGAAAACACAGGCGGAAUACUCUUGGGUAGGAAAUACAGAAAGGUAGCUCCAAACACAUGCUCUGGACUUGGCGCUUGCUUGGACAGGACUUCCUUGGUCUGUUACAUGGCUCAGAGAGAGAGAACAGGAAGAGAAGGUUUCACUUCCUCCCUCAUCAGAUAAGAGGGGGCAUGGCCUAGCUGAAUCUAGGAAUCUAACUCUAUGGUCUUAACCCCUUCAUGCACCAACUAGCACUUACGUUUGCCUGCAAAUUCCCACAGCGUUUCCCAAUUGUGGGAUGUCCAGCACUUCUAGUGUUUUGAGAGAGUGAGCGGGGAAAGCUCUGCACUUUCUCCAGGCCAGGCAUAAUUUUACAGACUCUCGCCUCUCACUCGCUUUUCCUCUAAACUAAGAAGCCCCAAACGCUGCAGCCUUUUGUUGCAGGGGAGUCCAGCUGCCCCCUUCUCAUUCUGGCUGCCCUUUUCUGAAAACCUCCUCUGACGCUGCCGUCUCCAUCUCCCUUUUGAGCAGAGGAGACCAGAACAUAUAUAUAUAUAUGCACAAGUUUUCAUCUUUUUCCUUUGUCACAUUCAUAUCAAAUCAUAUCAUCACAUACAACUUUGCUCAUACUGAGCAUCGACUCCCUCCCCUACAGCUUUCUUAAGUAAUCACAAUCUUCUUAGCAUUGAUAUAUAAUCCUGUUUAACUUCUUAAUAUAUAUUUUUAAAAAAUUACUUUAGUAUCUAUAAAUCAGUUUCAAAAAUUUUCAUUACAAAAUAUUUUAAAUCAAAACAACAAACGUUCUCAAAUUAAAAUGUUCUUUCAUACAGUAUGUUGUAUAAAUUUACGCCAGUCCUUUUCAAACAGUUCGCUGGUUUCGGAUUUUCCCUGUCAGCUUUGCCAGUUUUGCAGAUUCAAUCAUUUUUAUCUGCCGUUCUUCCAAAGUUGGAAGUUCCUGCUGCUUCCAUUUUGGGGCUAAAAGUGUCCUUGCAGCUGUGGUGGCAUACAUAAACUUAUUUAAGUCUACUUUUGGAAUUUCGUCUCCCACAAUACCCAAUAGAAAAGCCCCUGGGUUUUUUUAAAUAAAAGUAUAUUUAAAGAUCUUUUUUCAAUUCACUGUAUAUCAUGGGUAGGCAAACUAAGGCCCAGGGGCCGGAUCCGGCCCAAUCACCUUCUAAAUCCGGCCUGGGAACUGUCUGGGAAUCAGCAUGUUUUUUACAUGAGUAGAAUGUGUCCUUUUAUUUACCGUAUUUUUCGCUCCAUAAGAAGCACUUUUUUCCUCCUAAAAAGUAAGGGGAGAUGUCUGUACGUCUUAUGGAGCGAAUGCGUGGUCCCUGGAAAGAGGGAAGGGGGUGUUGAAACAAAGCCGCUGAUCAGCAAGCAGUCAGGAGGGAGAUAAGGGAUGCUAGUGAUAAAGGAGGCUGCCUGGGAGGGGGGAGGUAAAAGCCCAUGGAUCCUCAGGAUUUUUACAUUGGAUCACCCCAAAUUCACCAUCAGAUCACAUAGCAUGUCCAUGGCUGCAGCCUGCACGAAAAAAACCAUGCACCCACUGUUUUGGGGGCCGCAAUGGUGCAAAAAUGUGGUUACAAAGCACGGAUCCACAGGGAGUCUCAGGAUUUUUGCAUUGAACUACCCCAAACUCACUGUCAAAUCACAAGUCUGUGGUCACAGCAUGUACCACAAAUACAUCCACUGUUUUGUUCAGAAUAUAUUUUUUUCUUGUUUUCCUCCUUUAAAAACUAGGUGCGUCUUAUGGAGCGAAAAAUAUGGUAAAAUGCAUCUCUGAGUUAUUUGUGGGGCUUAGGAAUUUGUUCAUAUUUCCCCCCCAAAAUAUAGUCCAGCCCCCCCCCCCCAAGGUCUGAGAGACGGUGGACCAGCCCCCUGCUGAAAACGUUUGCGGACCCCUGUUGUAUAUCAUAUCCCAGCAGGCUUUACCUAUACUGCACGUCCACCACAUGUGCAGAUUUUGAGGCCCCCCUCUCCCCCCGCAGCCCACCACGUGAUCUCGGAGGCCAAGGGCCCCUGCUUCCGCGUCCUGAGGGAGGGCAGCUGCUCCCUGCCCAUCCUGCGCAACAUCACCAAGCAGAUCUGCUGCUGCAGCCGCGUGGGCAAGGCCUGGGGCCACGCCUGCGAGCGAUGCCCGCCCUUUGGCUCAGGUGAGGAGGGCGCCCAGGGAGGGGGCGAUGGGGAGACAUCCGGAUGGCGGGAUCAGAGGCUGGAAGGGGAGCCAGCUUUGCCUGGGCUGGAACAGCAAAUUUUGCUGUGUGAUGGCGGGUUGGGCUAGAUGACCGCUGAGGGUCCUAUUCCAAUUCCAUCAUUCUACAAGCUUUCUCUCUGCUCAUGAGUGCAGAGGACCUUUUGCCCAGGGCAACCAGCCCCAGUCUGGGAUUAAGUGGGGCGAGGCUGUGAGGGCAAUGCCCAGCAGGCUCCAGAGUGAAGUGGGGGGUGCUGAGGGUCCCCCCCCAAAAAAUAAACCCCUCUCUUCACACUGAUCUCCUUCUCUUUGGCAGACGGGUUCAAGGAGAUCUGCCCGGCAGGACCCGGCUACCACUACUCGGCCUCUGACCUGCGCUACGACACCCGCUUCCUCGGCCAGGACCUGCCCCGGGUGCCCGUCGGUCGCCAGCAAGGGGGUCGGGAUCCGGCCGCCAGACCCCCCCUGGCAACAACCACAGCGCCAUCCGUCCGUAUGUUCCCUGGGGGGAGGCCAGAGCCCCCCCUUCCUGCUCUGCCCCUCUCCCCAUGGCAGACCCGGCCUCUUGGGGCACAGGGAGGGUGGCUUCUCUGAUCUGGAUGUUGCGGGGAAAGGGGAGCCUUGGCAGGCCAUCCCUGCAAGGCGGGCCGGUUUGUGGAACUGGGGGGGGGGCAGAGGGUGGGCAGUUCUCCUGGUGUUGCCUGGCACAGCAUCAGCCCCCGGCUGCGACUCCCGCAAGUACCCUUGGCACCCCUUCCAAUUGUACAGUUCUUCCUUUCUAAGGCUGGCAGAGUCUGUGCCAGUUUGGAUGAGAUGGGCUGGUGCCAUUUCUCAUCUUGCAGGGCUGGGCAUUGGGGGGGUCCUUGCCCCCUCCCCUCCUCACGCCAGCUCUCUCCCCGCCUUGCAGUGCGCUGGAGCCCCCCGCCCACCUCCUUGCCGGAGCGCCAGCCUCCCCGGCGUGUGCCAACCCAGUCUCCUGACCCACCUGUGCCAGGUAGGAAAAGCGGGCAAGUCAGGGGGGAGGGAGGCAUUGUGCCUCAAUGUGGGAGCCAGAACUUCAAAUAGACUCAGUUGGUCGAGUGUGAGGCUCACAGGGCUGUGGGUUUGAGCCCCAUGUUGGCAGAAAGAUUCCUGCUUGGCAGGGAAUUUGACUAGAUGCCCGAUUCUAAUGUGGCAGCGCCUACACUCUGGAACUCCCUGCCGAUUGACACCCGUCAGCGGUGCCUUCUCUGCGCUUUUUGGGGGCCUGCUAAAAACGUUCAGAAAAGCCCACAGAGAUGCUCUGAAAGCUUAUGCCAGUCUUAGGCUGGAUCUACACUGAUACAGUGGUGCCUCAGUUCUCAAACUUCAUCUAUUCUGGAAGUCCGUUCCGAAACCAAAGCGUUUCGAAACCAAGGUGCGCUUUCCCAUAGAAAGUAUUGCAAAAUGGAUUAAUCCGUUCCAGACUUUUAAAAACAACCCCUGAAACAGCAAUUUAACAUGGAUUUUACUAUCUAACAACACCAUUGAUCCAUAAAAUAAAAGCAAUAAUCAAUUUACUGUACAGUCAUACCUCGCGUUAAAGUUGCUUCAGGUUGAGCAUUUUCGGGUUGCGCUCUGCGGCAACCCAGAAGUAACGGAACACUAAGAAAAACCCCCACGUUAUAUAGCUCUCUUUUUCUUUUCUUUUCUUUAUUUAUUUGGUUUGUCAAAUUACAGUUUUAUAAUCACAUACCCAACGUGCAACAUAAAAAACAAAGUUCCAUAGAAUCUCCUCGACUUCCCUCCUCCCCUUUGUGGAUCCUAUUGUUAAUCAUUUUUCUCCUACCUCUUUUUGUUGUUGUUGUUGUUAUUUAGUCGUUUAGUCGUGUCCGACUCUUCGUGACCCCCUGGACCAGAGCACGCCAGGCACCUCUGUCCUCCACUGCCUCCCGCAGUUUGGUCAAACUCAUGCUAGUAACCUCGAAAACACUAUCCAACCAUCUCGUCCUCUGUCGUCCCCUUCUCCUUGCGCCCUCCAUCUUUCCCAACAUCAGGGUCUUUUCCAGCGAGUCUUCUCUUCUCAUGAGGUGGCCAAAGUCUUGGAGCCUCAGCUUCAGGAUCUGUCCUUCCAGUGAGCACUCAGGGCUGAUUUCCUUCAGAAUGGAUCGGUUUGAUCUUCUUGCAGUCCAUGGGACUCUCAAGAGUCUCCUCCAGCACCAGAAUUCAAAAGCAUCAAUUCUUCUUGAUGGUCCAGCUCUCACUUCCAUACAUCACUACUGGGAAAACCAGAGCUUUAACUAUACGGACCUUUGUUGGCAAGGUGGCAUCUCUACUUCUCAAGAUGCUGUCUAGGCCUGUCAUUGCCCUUCUCCCAAGAAGUAGGCGUCUUUUAAUUUCGUGGCUGCUGUCACCAUCUACAGUGAUCAUGGAGCCCAAGAAAGUAAAAUCUCUCACUGCCUCCAUUUCUUCCCCUUCUAUUUGCCAGGAGGUGAUGGGACCAGUGGCCAUGAUCUUCAUUUUUUUAAUGUUGAGCUUCAGACCAUAUUUUGCGCUCUCUUCUUUCACCCUCAUUAAAAGGUUCUUUAAUUCCUCCUCACUUUCUGCCAUCAAGGUUGUGUCAUCUGCAUAUCUGAGGUUGCUGAUAUUUCUUCCGGCGAUCUUAAUUCCUGCUUGGGAUUCAUCCAGCCCAGCCUUUCGCAUGAUGAAUUCUGCAUAUAAGUUAAAUAAGCAGGGAGACAAAAUACAGCCUUCUCGUACUCCUUUCCCAAUUUUGAACCAAUCAGUUGUUCCAUAUCCAGUUCUAACUGUAGCUUCUUGUCCCACAUAGAGAUUUCUCAGGAGACAGAUGAGGUGAUCAGGCACUCCCAUUUCUUUAAGAACUUGCCAUAGUUUGCUGUGGUCGACACAGUCAAAGGCUUUUGCAUAGUCAAUGAAGCAGAAGUAGAUGUCUUUCUGGAACUCUCUAGCUUUCUCCAUAAUCCAGCGCAUGUUUGCAAUUUGGUCUCUGGUUCCUCUGCCCCUUCGAAAUCCAGCUUGCACUUCUGGGAGUUCUCGGUCCACAUACUGCUUGAGCCUUCCUUGUAGAAUUUUAAGCAUAACCUUGCUAGCGUGUGAAAUGAGUGCAAUUGUGCGGUAGUUGGAGCAUUCUUUGGCACUGCCCUUCUUUGGCAUUGGGAUGUAGACUGAUCUUCUCCAAUCCUCUGGCCACUGCUGAGUUUUCCAAACUUGCUGGCAUAUUGAGUGUAGCACCUUAACUGCAUCAUCUUUUAAAAUUUUAAAUAGUUCAGCUGGAAUACCAUCACUUCCACUGGCCUUGUUAUUAGCAGUGCUUUCUAAGACCCAUUUGACUUCACUCUCCAGAAUGUCUGGCUCAAGGUCAGCAACCACACUACCUGGGGUAUAUGAGACAUCCAUAUUUUUCUGGUAUAAUUCCUCUGUGUAUUCUUGCCACCUCUUCUUGAUGUCUUCUGCUUCUGUUAGGUCCUUUCCAUUUUUGUCCUUUGUUAUGGUAAUCUUUGUACGAAAUGUUCCUUUCAUAUCUCCAAUUUUCUUGAACAGAUCUCUGGUUCUUCCCAUUCUAUUGUUUUCCUCUAUUUCUUUGCAUUGCUCAUUUAAGAAGCCUUCUUGUCUCUUCUUGCUAUUUUUUUGAAAUCUGCAUUCAAUUUCCUGUAUCUUUCACUAUCUCCCUCGCAUUUUGCUUGCCUUCUCUCCCCCGCUAUUUGUAAGGCCUCAUUGGACAGCCACUUUGCUUUCUUGCAUUUCCUUUUCAUUGGGAUGGUUUUCGUUGCUGCCUCCUGUAUAAUGUUGCGAGCCUCCAUCCAUAGUUCUUCAGGCACUCUGUCCACCAAAUCUAAAUCCUUAAACCUGUUCCUCACUUCCACUGUGUAUUCAUAAGGGAUUUGACUUAGAUUGUAUCUUACCGGCCCAGUGGUUUUUCCUACAUUCUUCAGUUUAAGCUUGAAUUUUGCUAUAAGAAGCUGAUGAUCUGAGCCACAGUCAGCUCCAGGUCUUGUUUUUGCUGACUAUAUAGAGCUUCUCCAUCUUUGGCUGCAGAGAAUAUAAUCAAUCUGAUUUCGAUGCUGCCCAUCUGGUGAUGUCCAUGUGUAGAGUCGUCUCUUGUGUUGUUGGAAAAGCGUGUUUGUGAUGACCAGCUUGUUCUCUUGGCAGAACUCUAUUAGCCUUUGCCCUGCUUCGUUUUGAACUCCAAGGCCAAACUUGCCAGUUGUUCCUUUUAUCUCUUGAUUCCUACUUUAGCAUUCCAAUCCCCUAUAAUGAGAAGAACAUCCUUCUUUGGUGUCAUUUCUAUAAGGUGUUGUAAGUCUUCAUAGAAUUGGUCAAUUUCAGUUUCUUCAGCACCAGUAGUUGGUGCAUAAACUUGGAUUACUGUGAUGUUAAAAGGUCUGCCUUGGAUUCGUAUCGAGAUCAUUCUAUCAUUUUUGAGAUUGCAUCCCAGUACAGCUUUCGCCAUUCUUUUGUUGACUAUGAGGGCCACUCCAUUUCUUUUACGGGUUUCUUGCCCACAGUAGUAGAUAUGAUGGUCAUCCGAACUGAAUUCGCCCAUUCCCGUCCAUUUUAGUUCACUGAUGCCCAGGAUGUCAAUAUUUAUUCUUGUCAUCUCAUUUUUGACCACAUCCAACUUGCCCAGGUUCAUGGUUCUUACAUUCCAGGUUCCUAUGCAUUAUUUUUCUUUACAGCAUUGGACUUUCCUUUCGCUUCCAGGCAUAUCCGCAACUGAACGUCCUUUCGGCUUUAGCCCAGUCAUCAGCUCUGGAUCUACUUGUACUUGUCCUCCGCUCUUCCCCAGUAGCAUGUUGGACGCCUUCCGACCUGAGGGGCUCAUCUUCCAGCGUCAUAACUUUUAUAUGCCUGUUGUCUUUGUCCAUGGAGUUUUCUUGGCAGGGAUACUGGAGUGGCUUGCUGGUUCCUGCUCCAGGUGGAUCACAUUUGGUCAAAACUCUCCACUAUGACCUCUUCAUCUUGGGUGCCCUGCUCGGCAUAGUUCAUAGCUUCUCUGAGUUCUUCAAGCCCCUUCGCCACGGCAAGGCAGUGAUCCAUGAAGGGGGCAGUGAUCCAUGAAGGGGCAUGCCUCUUUUAUACUAGUCCAAAUCUUUUACAUCUCUAUUAUAUCCAAAAUUCACCAUAAAACUAUAAGUGUUAUUCCAAUCCUACUAACAAUUUCAACAGUUUACAGUGGUUUUUAAGAACGUUAUUUAGCUCUCAAGGCAAUUUCCCAUUGACUGCUGUGCAGCGCCCCCUGGUGACACAUUUUUACAACACAUUUAAACAUUAUAACUCACCAGUAUAAAUUAGUCCUUAUUCCGGUCUCACAGUUAUUUUACCUUUCCGAGAUUGUUUUUAUAUAUGCUGUAAGCUGAACUAAUUAAGAAAUGCAGUAUGAUAUUAGACCAUCCCUCCCUGAACUUCAGAGCAUGGGAAGUCGCCCAAAAGAUAUGUAAUAUGGCAUUGAAUAUUUGGCUUUUUUGAUUGCAUUAUAAUUUGGAAUGUUUUAAUGUGGUUUUUAUUGGAUGGUUAAAAAUAAAAUAAAAAUUAUUAUUUAAUAAAUUGUAUAAGUGUAUAUAAAUAUGUGUGUAUAUAAUUUAUUAAAUAUUAUUUAAUACAGUGGUACCUCGGGUUAAGUACUUAAUUCGUUCCUGAGGUCCAUACUUAACCUGAAACUGUUCUUAACCUGAAGCACCACUUUAGCUAAUGGGGUCUCCUGCUGCUGCUGAGCCGCCAGAGCAUGAUUUCUGUUCUCAACCUGAAGCAAAGUUCUUAACCUGAAGCACUGUUUCUGAGUUAGCAGAGUCUGUAACCUGAAGCCUAUGUAACCCGAGGUACCACUGUAAUGAUAUUUAAUAAUAUUUAUUAAUUUCUGGAAGCUGCCCAGAGUGGCUGGGGCAACCCAUUCAGAUGGGCAGGGUAUUUUAUUAUUAUUAUUAUUAUUAUUAUUAUUAUUAUUUCUCCCCACCAGAUGCUGGGCAAGGCGUGUGUGAACGGCGCCCCCAAGUGUGUGGUCCCGGGCGCUGCAUCCCCCGCCAGGGUGGCUACACCUGUGUGUGCGACCGCGGCUUCUGGCUGAGUCCUCAGGGCACCCACUGCAUUGGUGAGGGGCGCAGGGGGGGUGGCAAGAGAAGCAGGAGGCUCUGAGGGGGCGCAGGGAGAAGGCAACUCUUUGGGGAUGCAGAGGCGCUUGCCCAGAGUUCAGCUUCCGAAGCUGAGCAUAGGGAGAUUCGGGAUGGAUAAAAGGAAGGACUUCUUCACGCAGUGUCUUGUUCACCUGUGGAACUCCCUUCCACAAGACCACCAACCUGGAUGGCUUUGAAAUUCACGAAGGAGGAGAGGGCUUCCGAUGGCUCCUCCACAGUUGCAGGCAGAAAUGCUUCUGAAUCCCAGUUGCCGGAAGCCAGAGCAGGGGAGAGGGGGUCUGGGGUUCAAAUCCUGCAGGUUUCCCAGAACAGGUUGGCUGCUGUGAGAACAGGAGGCUGGCAGGCCAUGGGCCUCAUCCUGCAGGAUCCUCUUGUGUUCUUAGGAAGCUUUGAGGGUGUGCAUGGCAUCAGAAGGCGGCCUCAGAAGAGCCCGAGGUGCCCACCCCCCCCAGCCAGGGGCCCCAAGGAACUGGGUGCCAGAGGGGCCACAAGCCCCCAUAGCAGCCAUCGCGACUGGCACUCAGAGGUGUUUUCUGCCUCCCCCAGCGGAGGUGGAGCUCACUGUUGUGGCACUUGGGGAAAUCUGUGGCCCGUAAGCUCAGCUUAGGAAAGCAGGCCGUACAUGCUCAGAGGUAGCCUCUCCGGGAGUGUUUCACAGAGCUCAGCUUUUUCGGGCUAUGGGGGGCAGCCAGGGCCGGGUUGAGGUCUGAUGAGGCCCUCAGCUCCGGAAGGGAAUGGGGCCCGUCCUAUAUCCAGCUGUCCUUUGUCCACAACAAAUGGUCACUGGUUUUUGUGUUGAAUAUAUGCUAGAUGGUCAUUUAUGGACCUCAUAAGUAUCUCAAGCCAUUUGCACAUCACAAAAUGUGUAUUUUAUCAAAGUAAUUGUUGAACUGAAAUACAGUUAAGAAGUAUAUUAAUAGUGAAAUAAUUAUUAAGCUCUAACUUAAAAUGAUUGGGGGCCCAUGACUUACCGUAUUUUUCGCCCUAUAGGACGCACUUUUUCCCCUCCAAAAAUGAAGGAGAAAUGUGUGUGCGUGCUAUGGGGCGAAUGCAGGCUUUCGCUGAAGCCUGGAGAGCGAGACGGGUCGGGGCGCACGGACCCCUCUCGCUCUCCAGGCUUCAGGAAGAUAUCCGCCUGCCUUGGGAGCCCAGCGGGAGUUGCCACCGGGCUCGCAAGGCUUGCGGAUAGCAGCCUGUUCUGCGGUCGGGGGAAGCUCGGGCUUCCCCAGCCCCGCAGCUGGGGGGGGGGAUUUUUUUUUAUUUAUUUCCCCCCCAAAAAACAAGGUGCGCCCUAUGGGCCAGUGCGCCCUAUAGGGCGAAAAAUACAGUACAUCAUAGGAGCCUACACAACACAAAACACUGUUGCUGGAUGUAGGUUUUAUUUGAUUUGGGGUUUUUUAUCAUAUAUUUUGGAAAUGUACAUCCAGGUUUUCUCCCCUUUAAUUUUUUUGGGGGCCCCCAAGAGAGUGGGGCCCUAAGCUAGAGCUUGUUUAGUUUAUACGUAAAUCCAGCAUUGGGGGCAGUGGCAAUGUGGGGUGGGGUUUGGGCUGCGUGUCUCCGUGGCACAACUUCUUUCCUUCCCCCUGACCCCCCUCUCUUCUUACCCUUCCCCCCCCAGACGUGGACGAGUGCCGGCGGAGCCCCCGCCCCUGUGCCAACGGGCGCUGCGAGAACUCGGUGGGCAGCUUCAGCUGCAGGUGCCGGGCCGGCUACCAGGCGGACCCCUCCGGCUCCGAGUGCCAGGGUGGGUGUGGGGCAAAGAGGGAGGGGGGCUGGGAUGAUGGCUCCCUUCCUCAGCCUCGAAGCAACACUCUCUUCCUCUUCCUCCCCCAGACAUUGACGAAUGUGCCAAGACCCCCCCGCCGUGUGCCAACGGGCGCUGCCAAAACACCCCCGGCUCCUUCCGCUGCUCCUGCCCCCCCGGCUACGUUCCCAGCCCCACCGGCUUUGAAUGCAGAGGUAACGGGGAGGGGGGGUCCCUUCCUGUCUGGGAGGGAGAGGCUGGAGGGGAAACUGAGGCUCCGGAGGCUUCGCGUUGCUUUCACAGAAGCCUGGGGAGUGAGAGGGGUCAGUGCCAACCAACGCCUUUCGCUCUCCAGGCUUCCAGGUUAGCUGCCUGAAGCCUCCAGAGUGCAGCGGGACUUCGGAGGCUUCGGGUUGCCUUCACUGAAGGCGACUGAAUGCACCUUGAACGCACUGAACGCACCUUGUUUUAGAGGGGGAGAACAAGAAAAAAAAUCUCCCCCUCUCUGCGCAGCGCCCCUUCAGCCCAGCGGGAGGAGAAAUGGAAGGGGCUUCGUUUCUCCUGCCGCUUCGCUGAAGGGGCGCUGGGCAGAGAGGGGGAGAAUUUUUUUUCCUUGUUCUCCCCCUCUGAAACAAGGUGCAUCCUAUGGUCGGGUGCGUCCUAUAGAGCGAAAAAUAUGGUAUGUGUCAAUUGUUUUGCAAUGAAGUUAGAAAGAAAAAAGAAAGAAAAAUUCAAAUCAGUUUCCCGCAGUCUUUUCCAAGCCGAAAGUUGAAUGUGACCCCUUUCUCUCCCCCCAGAUGUGGACGAAUGCUCCCAGAGCCCCCCGCCCUGCGCCCGCGGCCGCUGCCAGAACACGCCCGGCUCCUACCAGUGCAGCUGCCCCUCUGGCUUCCAGCCCGGCCCCACGGGCACCGAAUGCCUGGGUGAGAGAGGGCGCCCCCUUGCCCCCCUUCCUGCGGCCCCCGAAGACUGCCUCCUGGGGGAAGCUGCCUUGCCCUGGCUCAGACCAUUGGCCCCACCUGCCUCAGCAUUGCUUACACAGGCUGGCAGCAGCGGCGGCAGCAGCCCUCCCAGCCCUCCCUGUAGAUGCUGCCACCAGGGAGGGAGCCAGGGUGCCUUCUGCAUGCCAAGCAACUGCUCUCGACACAGAGCCCUUUUGCAGAACGUUCCCCCAACCUGCCUCCUCCUGGGACCCAGCGGCAGAGAAAACCGGGGGUCCCAGCCAGGGUGGGUUUGAUUUAAAUCACAAUUUAAAUCACUAGUCGGUAAGGCUUGAUUGAAAUCAUAUUUUUAUAUAUAUAUACAGAAAGACUCGUUCUUGCUGGUAUCAUCUUAAUAUUUACAACCAGAGGAGGGUUUCCUUUUUGGAAUCAUAAAUUUUCAGAGUAGUUUUUACAGUUAUAUCAACAAUUCCUGAUUAAACUAUUAGAAAUACCUAGACAGGUAAUUAUGAAAUUAUGGUGAGGUUUCAUAAGUUAGCUGGUUAUAUCUGGACAACUUUUCUGCUGUACUUGAUUGGAAGGAGAUAAAUAAUCAUUUCCUUAAUAACCUUUUCAACUAUGUAUUUAACUAAAACAAUAACAUUAUAGCAUAUGUGUCCAUGUUUGUUAAACAUGUGGUUAAACAGUCUUUUAAAAAAAUAAUAAUAAUAAUUAAGAGUUUUAGCACACAUGAAAAACUUAAAACAAAUCCUUAUUUCCUGAUGAAUAGCCUUUGGACUAUAAUGUAACUUAAAUAGAAAACUAUGUUUAGAAAGAUUUUUCCUCCAAAAGCAUUUUAUUUUAAAAAUCUGAUUUAAAUUUUUUAAAAAAUCCGAUUUAAAUCAAAAAAAUUGAUCAUUGAUUUUUAUCCACCCUGGUCCCAGCCAGCCAGCCCCAUCUCCACAUGCCCAGUGGGGGGCUUCCAGACCACCAUGGCCCCCGUCCCUUGGGAGGGAGGGAGGGUCGGGCGCAGAGCAGCCCCCAGACCUCCAUUGCUGUUCUUUUGCAGACGUGGACGAGUGCCGGGAGACCCCCACCAUCUGCCAACCCGGCCGCUGUGAAAACGUCCCUGGGGGCUACCGCUGCAGCUGCCCCAUCGGCUACCAGCCCCACCCGCUGGGCACCCAGUGCGUAGGUAAGAGCGCCAAGGAAAGCGCGGAGACACUGCCGCUGCCUUGGGGUCCACGUCCCCCCACUUUCCCGGAGACUGCUUCCAGGGCUGGGCAGGGGGGCGGGAAGACAAGAGCACCCUCACGAUGCGCACAGCUCUCGAUUUCGAAAGGUGAAUCUGGAGAUGUUUGGUGCGGCGCAGUCAGCGGUUUGAGUGUUGGCUCGGGACCUGGGAGACCAGGGUUCGAAUCCUCCCGCUCGGCCACAAAGCCCGCUGGGGGGUCCUCUGGCCAGUCGCUGCCGCUCAGCCUGGCCCACAUCGUGGGGGGGGGGGUUGAGAGAAUAAGGAAGGGACUGAGGGAACUCACCUUGAGCACCUGGGUGGGUAAGUGAGAUAUAAAGAAGAAAAAAUUGGUCAUGGUGAAAUUCUGUGUGUCUCUUCUUUCUCCCCCCCCCCCACCAGAUGUGGAUGAAUGCCAGCAGAGCCCCCCGCCCUGUGGGUCUGGGCGCUGCGAGAACGUGCCCGGCGGGUACCGCUGCCUCUGCCCUGCGGGAUUCCGCGCCAGCCUGACGGAAAACCAAUGCCUGGGUGAGAGGCGGAGAGUGGAGGCGCCUCGCUUGGGGGGGCUUUGGGGUUGGGCUCAGCCCCACGGGGCCCCUGACUCUCCCCAUCUGCCCCUUUCCAGACAUGGACGAGUGCGCCGCGGGAACGCCCUGCGGGCCUCAAGGGCGCUGCAUCAACACGGAGGGCUCCUUCCGCUGCCAGUGUGGACGAGGGUACCGCGCAGAGGGCACAGGGACGUCCUGCGUGGGUGAGGGGGGCAGGGGGCGGGCGACUGAGGCAGGGGGGGCGGGGAUUUGGCAUUGGGCACCCCUGGGGGCAGACCCUGCCCACCUCCGCUGAUUCCCUUGGCAGCGUGUUCUGGUGUGCUCUGCCAGGGCACAGGGUUGGGCUGGAUGACCCUUAGGGGUCCCUUGCAAAAACAAACUUUGGUGGGGCAGCCCUUCUGGAGUUUGAAGGUGGCCCCCCGGCCCCCUCUGAGCCUCCUCUCCCUCCCCCGGCUGAGCACCCCCAACUCCCCCCGCCUCUUUCUCUGCCCCCCAGACGUCAACGAGUGCCUGGAGGGCGACUUCUGCUUCCCGCGAGGCGAGUGCCUCAACACCGAGGGCUCCUACACUUGCCUGUGUGCCCAGGGCUUCACCAUCGCCCCCAGCGGGGCCUCCUGCAUCGGUAAGCGGCCCCGAGGGCCACCCGAGGGCCGCCUGGCGCGGGAUGCAGGCUGGCACAGAUGCAGCCUGGCAGACGGAGGGAGGCGGCCAUCUUGGAUCUCUUCCUUUUUUAUAUAUAUUUAUUUAUUAGUUUUUUUAACAUAUCAUUUCCAACAAUCAUAUAACAUAAUUUCUUAUCUUAUACAAUAUUUUUUACUUCCGUCAGCUCCUCUGCUGAUAAACAACUUACAGUCCUGUCUAUUUAUAUCAUCUCCUACAGUGCCAAGUAAAAAUGCUUCCGGUUUCUUAAUAAAUGUAUAUUUCGACAUCUUUUUCAUCUCGUUAUAUAUCAUUUCCCAGAAGUUUUUCACUUUUUUACAUUCCCACCACAUGUGAUAAAAUGUUCUUUGCUUUUCCUUUACAUUUCCAACAUUAAUUGCUUAUUUUAUACAUUUUAGCUAAUUUCACGUCUUGGAUCUCUUCCAUGGGGGUUGGCGGGGGGGCGGGCACCUCCCUGCCGUGCUGACCCCCUCCUUCCCUCCCUCCCCACAGAUAUUGAUGAAUGCCAACCGGGCACGGCGUGUGCCGGGGGCCACUGCGCCAACACCGAGGGCUCUUUCGACUGCUACUGCCCGCCGGGCACCCGCAGCAGCGCCAACAAGGCCUCCUGCGAAGGUGAGGGGCACCGGGGGGGUGGCAAGAGGAAGACGGGGGGGAGGGCCAAGGAAACCCUGACCUGGGCCUGACCUCCCGCUCCCCUAGAUAUCGACGAGUGCCAGGAGUAUGGGGCGGCCCUCUGUGGGACGCAGCGCUGUGAGAACACGCCCGGCUCCUACCGCUGUGUGGCAGAUUGCCAGGCUGGCUACCGGGCUGGCACCGCGGGAGACUGCAUUGGUGAGUGUUGCUGCAGGGCCCACGUGGGGGGUCUGGGGGGGGUCUGGAAGCCUCUCUUUUGCUCUGGGGCUUCACUAGGUGGACAUCUGUCUGGGAUGCUUGAGCUGAGAUUCUUGCCUUGCCGGGGGUGGACUACAGGACCUUUGGCGUCCCCUCCAACUCUACGAUUCUGUGAUUUCUGAGGCUGCCAAGGAGUCCCCACCUCCUUUAUUGCUGGGGGGGGUAUUAUUGGGUUAUUGUUUUUAUUUUGGUUUUAUAUAUUGUGAUCUAGGACCCUCGUACCUACGGGCCCGCCUCUCCUGGUCUGCCCCGCGGAGGACCUUAAGGUCCACAAAUGACAACAUUUUGGAGGUCCCAGGUCGCAAGGUGGUUAGAUUGGUCUCAACUGGGCCAGGGCCUUUUCAGUGCUGGCCCCAACUUGGUGGAACGCUCUGUCACAAGAGACCAGGGCCCUGCGGGACUGGACAUCUUUCCGCAGGGCCUGCAAGACAGAGCUGUUCCGCCUGGCCUUUGGUCAGGGCGCAGUCUGACCCUUGUGUUUCCCUCCCCUUAUGGUUUUGACUUUUAAAAUAAGGCUGCAUUUUAAAUUGCAUUUUAACCUGUAUUUUAAAUUGGUGGGGUUUUUUCCUAAUAUGUUUUUACUGUAAUUUUACUGGUGUUAGCCACCCUAAGCCCGGCUCUUGCUGGGGAGAGCGGGCUAUAAAUAAAAUUUAUUUCCUGAAGCUGCCCCUGUCCGACUUGAGAGGCUCUUGAAGCUGAAUGCUGCAAGGUUCAGGGCAGGUGAAAGAAAGUCCUCCUUCGCCAAGUUGAACUGUGGAACUCCCUCCCACAGUGACGGCCACCAACCUGGCUGGCUUUCAAAAAAUCCAUGGAGGAGGAGGGACGCCUAUGGCUGGCUCUCAGCUACAGUGGCUCCGCCUCCCGGUUGCUGCAAACCCCAAGAGGGGAGAGUCCCCAUUGCUCUCAAGUCGUGUGACCCCUUGAGAUCAGGACGCUGGACUCUCUGCUCUGCUGUCCUGAUGCAGCAAGCUCUGUGGACGCUCUUAUGUUUGACAUCACGUUUUGUGGUCCUUCCCUGCCCCACAACAUGUUCAUAUGGGGCCUUCCUUCAGACAUCAACGAAUGCCAGGAGUACGGCGUGAGCCUCUGUGGGGAGAAGCGCUGCGAAAACACCCCGGGGUCCUACCACUGUGUCGCCAGCUGCCAGACGGGCUACCAGGCCACAGCCACCGGGGACUGUGUGGGUGAGUCCCGGGGGGGAGGGGUGACAAAGGGGCAAACCCAUCAGGUGGGAGGGGGCGCCUCCUGCCCCCGAGCCAGGCUGGCAAAGGGGUGCAAGCUGUGGGAAUGUUCAGGGAGGCAGGAGAGGAUAUAUUGUUUAUUAAUAUCCUUCCUAACUUGAGCUAGCAAGUUCCUUUACUUAGCAGAGUUUCACAUUCCCCUUUUAAACGCACAGCAGGCAGCUGGUUGCAGGCUUGUGUAAGCCUCUCACUAUUAAGUUCCUGGUAAGUCCCCUUAUAUCCCUCUUAAAAGAAUAAACACACCACAGUCUUGUGUCAAGUAUAUAAAACAAGUUUACUCACAUCAGUUCACAGUUGGAUCCCUGAAGGCAGACUUAGUUACAAAGGAUAUACAUGUGGGUCUAUCCCAUAUGGGGAUAAUCCCAGUGUCCUUUGUCGGCUGAAAGACAAAAGGGCAUUUCUAGCUAAAAAGCUGCUCCAAUGACAGAGAAAGUCAAAAAGAGAGAGUGUGGCAGCAUGCCUUGUCCUUUUAUUACCUGGACAGGUAAGGUCACACCUUACCUGUCCCAGCCAGGAGGAAACAGGAAGUUUUUGACGGGCUGGACCAAACAUUCCUGCAUGUCCACUCUAGGAAAACAAGGAAUGUUGUACUUGACUGCUACUUACAUAUCCCACCCCACACAAGCCUGCGGUGGGUGGAGGGAGAGAGCGAGUGCUGAGUGGGUUGCCCUGCUGUCUUCCAGACGUGGACGAGUGCCAGAACAGCUCCCUCUGUGGAUCCCACGCCGUCUGCCACAACCUGCCCGGCUCCUUCCAGUGCAUCUGUGACCAGGGCUACGAGAGCGCCAGGGACGGGCGCCAUUGCCUGGGUACGUGGCCGGGGCGAGGGAGGGAGGUUGGCGAUGCCCGCGUUCUCCACCAAGGUCUCCUGGGGAAGGGGCUGCCUCCGUAGGGGGCCUGGCAUGCUGCCAGGUGGGGGACAAGGGGCAGAGGGGAUGGGGCAGGUGGGGGCCGCUCCCCGGUGAGCCCCUCCGCCAUCACCCCCCUUUGCUGCCCCCCACAGACAUGAACGAGUGUGAGAUGCUGCAAGGGGUGUGUGGCACCGCCCCCUGUGAGAAUGUGGAGGGCUCCUUCCUCUGCAUCUGCCCCCGGGCGGGCGAAGAAUUUGACCCCAUGGUCGGGCGCUGUGUUGCUGUGCCAGGAGCCGGUGAGAGGCUUGGAGCUGGGGCUGGGGGGGGGGUCCUUUCUCCACUGGGGAGUCGCUUCCCCCCUCAAUCAUCCCUGCUGCUCUUUCCUGGACCUCCUCCAACUCUCCCCCCUUCCGCCUUUUCCAGCGCGGCCCCCGGCCUUCCCUCGCCGCCCUGAGGCUCCGCGCCCCGAGACCUGGCCCUCCGGGACCGGCGAGGGCGUCCGGCGAGAAUGCUACUAUGACCCCAACGCAGCGCAGGCGUGCGAGAACGUCUUGGCCUGGAAUGCCACGCGCCAGGAGUGCUGCUGCAGCCUGGGCCACGGCUGGGGGGUCGACUGCCACGUCCAGGCCUGCCCCUCCCCAGGGACAGGUAAGGAACCCCCAGAGGCCAGGAAGGGUCCGCUGAGCCCAGAGCCUGAGGGGGGAGUCAAGCCCUCGUCUCAUUUCAUGCUGUCUUCUUUUUAACACUCAGUUGGAAGCCGCCCAGAGUGGCUGGGGAAACUCAGCCAGAUGGGCGGGGUAUAAAAAACAAAUUAUUUAUUUAUUUAUUUAUUUAUUUAUUUUUAAUCCCCGCAACAACAACCCUGUGAGGUAGGCUGGGCUGAAGCAGUCACUGACCCUGGUCACGCAGGGAGAGCUUCGUGGUCCAUGUCCUAGUCCAGGGGUCCUCAAACUUUUUCAGCAGGGGGCCGGUCCACUGUCCCUCAGACCUUGUGGGGGGCAGGACUAUAUUUGGGGGGGAAUGAACGGCAGCAGAGGGACGAUGAGUGGCAAGUAAACGGGCUCUGGAGAGGGGCUGGCACCAACAUAGCCCAGCCCGCUUCCUCCUCUGGGCAGGGCAGGGAGAAGUCAGGAGGAGGGAGGGAGGAGGCACCAGCGCCACCGCCCUGUGAGGGAGAGGGAAAGAACGCGCGCUGGCAAUCCAUGCGGCGAUUCCCGGACCGUCCGCCCUGUGCAGUGCUUGGAGUCACAAGACUCUGUUUACAUUCCAGACCGUUGGAAGUCUCACGGGAGACAGAUGUUGAUGUUACUGGUUUCCUGUUUCUUUGUACCAGUUGUUCUCUGCCUUUCACAGAGAGAGGCUGUAUAUUCUUUUCUGUCUGUGUAGUUAGAAAUAAAACUCUUAGCAAUGUAGCUCAUAUUUUUCGUCCUUCUGCCGCUUGGAUACUCUGUGUAAUGAGUGAAGGUGCCUGAAGCCUCAUCAAAGGCUUAGGUCGUUAAUCAUCUUCAGCCCACCCAUGUCCCACACUCCAACCACUAGGCCACACUGCCUGUUAUGGUGGGGGAGUGAGCUUCUGCAGGGUUCUGCAAGCAGGGAAGGAGCAGAGGGUCCUUGGGCGCGGCUGACGGGUCCUCUCCUCCUUCCGCCCCCCAGCUGAGUACCAGGCCCUGUGUCCUCACGGCAACGGCUUUGCUGCCCCCACCACUGGAAGCCUCUCCGCCCUCGCAGGUGAGAUGUUCUGCUCUCGGGGGGCUUUUGCCGGGGGGAACCUGUGCCCUGCCCACCCUCCUGGGUCUGUCCUUGGCACCUGGGAGGCACUGGGGUUUCUGGGCGCGGUGCCCUUGGUCCUGGGGGGCUCUCUCGCUGACCCUCUCCUUGUCCUGGGCAGAUGUGGAUGAGUGCGCCCUCUUCAACGCCCAGGUGUGCAAGGGGGGUGUCUGCGUCAACAAGGUCCCCGGCUACGCCUGCUACUGCCCCAACGGCUACUACUACGAGACACAGCACCUGGAGUGCAUUGGUGAGAGCCUCUGUCCGCCUCCAAACCCCCUGCUGCCCCAAUUAUGCCCCUGAGGGACCCCACGGGUAAAGAGGUCCCUCCUUGCACCCACACGUGCCCACUUGACCAGCUGCAUCAGCGGACCUGGCACUCCUGCAGGUGCCGCAGGCUGCCCACAUUGGCAAGAAAUCAAUUAACCCUGACCCUUUGGAACUCCCUGCCUCUUGAAAUCAGGCCGUGCCCCCUUCACUGUGUUUGAAACGUCCCCAUUUAGAGAAGCCGAACCAGUGCUUUCCCCUAAAAAAAUAAAUGCUUAGGGGUACUCUCAUUUUGACAGUAAAUGGACUAAAGUACAAAGAUUCACAAAAUGUUUAGGGGUCUGUGUCCCCCCCAGAAAAAAGCACUGAGCCUAACCCAGAUGUUCAGUCUGUUUUAAGCCUAUUAAAUUUCUGAACGUUUUAAACUAUUAUUGAUAGCUAUAUUAUAUUUUUCUGGAAGAAGCUUAGCUGUUGUUUUUGCAAUUGAGUGGCGUAUAAACUUUGGGAACUAGCUAAAUUGCAGAGGGUUGCAUGAUCCUUCGCGUCUUUUCCCGACUCUGCAAUUCUAUGAUUCUGCAAAACGAAGGGGCCCCCCUGCUCCUCUGACCCCCCCUUGUCCCUCCCCAGAUAACGACGAGUGCCUUGACGAGGAGGCGGAGCCUUGCGUGGGAGGGCGCUGCAUCAACACCAUUGGCUCCUACUACUGCUCCUGCGCCGCCCCUCUGGUGCUGGACGCUUCGCAUCGCCGCUGUGUGACCAAUGACAGCCAAGGCGCAGGUAUGGGGCAGACCCCUUAGUGCAACGCACAACCCCCCUUCCCUCCCCACUUUGCGGCUAAGGCAGUUAAGGUCCGGGGGGAGCUCUGCAUCCCAUUCACAGGUAGGGGGCACCUGGGAGGGUGGGCAGGUGUGCUGGGCCUCCAUUUCUCGCACUUAACUGUGGGUGCUAAGUCCGUGGACCUGGGGGAAGCAUUCUGACCUCUUCUGGGCUCACCUCUUUCCCCAAAGUUAUGGGCCAGCGGUUGCCAAAUCUUGUGGCAGUGGGUUCCAGAGGCUAAUUUCUUUGGCCAUCUUCAGCCUCGCCAGUUCUUUUGCAGUUUGAUCCCUCAGGAUUUUGGAAGGGAUCACUCCGUGUGAGAUUCCUGCGGAGGGCUGAUGCUCCAGCUCAGCGGAUCCCAAACUUUUUCCAGGACUUGCCUCCUUGAUUCCGUACACUCCGCCCCAGAUCCAGAUCUGGUCAUUUGGGCUCUUCGUGUUUACUCUCCUCCACUCCGCAGGAUCCCUGUGAACAGGAUCUGUGCUGGUUUGGGGCCUGGGGGGAGGGGGCAGGAAGAGGGCCUGGCCCCCAUAGAUGCGCCUUGGGGCGGUUUCUCCACUUCUCCUGCUCUCCCUGCCUUCCAGAUGACAACCUGGCCGUGUGCUGGCAAGAGGUGGGGCCCGACUUGGUCUGCAGCCGCCCCCUCCUGGACCGCCAGGUCACCUACACCGAGUGCUGCUGCCUCUAUGGCGAGGCCUGGAGCAUGGACUGCGCACUGUGCCCAGCCCCGGACUCAGGUAAGACCCGGGGGGGCUGGGGGGAAGGCGGGGCAGCCAAAGUCCUGCUGGAUCAGGCCCAUCGAGCCCAGCAUCCGGGCCUCCCAGGGGCCAAAGGCAGUGGCACCUCGGUUGCCAAACGUAAUCCGUUCUGGGAGUCCAUUUGAAAACCAAAGCGUGUCAGAUGUUCGGCUUCUGAAAAACGUUCGCAAACCACAACACUCACUUCUGGGUUUGUGGCGUUCAGGAGCUGUUUGACAACCAAGGUACCACUGUACCCCUAAUGUUUAGUCCAAAGUCAUGAGUUCGAGUGCUGCUUUAGUUGCAAUUCCUACAUUGCCAAGUGUGGGUUUCCUCUUUCGCCCUUUGAAUCCCUUUGUGCUACAAGGGGGAGACCUGGGAGCAGGGCCAGAUUUAUGGGUAAGCUAAACAAGCUCUAGCUUAGGCUCCACUCUCUUGCCCCCCCCCCAAAAAAUUAAAGUGAAUAAAAAACUGGAUGUGCAUUUCCAAAAUAUAAGAUAAAAAACAAAUCAAAUAAAACCUACAUCCAGCAACCGUGUUUUGUGUUGUGUCGGCUCGUACGAUGCCAGUCAUGGGUCCCGCCUGCUCCCUCAAAUAUCCCUGGUUUGCUCCUUUCUAUAUAUAGGGUGCCCACAUUCUGCCUGGACUGGUUGCAGGGCAACAUGGGCAAAGGGCUUGAGAUACCUAUGAGGCCCAUCAAUUACCAUAUAGCAUAUAUUCAACAGAAAAACAGCGACCAUUGGUUGCUGACAAAGGACAGCUGGACAUAGAAAGGGCCCCAUUACCUUCAGGAGCUGAGGGCCUCAUCAAACCUUAAUCCGGCCCUGCCUGGGACCCAAUCUCCUGUAACGCCCCCUCCCCCAGGCCCACUUGCAGAUGCCCCCCCCCGACCUUUGGGAAGGGGGGAGAGAAGAGGCCUUGUGACCCUCCCUGACCAACAAUCUCCUUCUCCCCCCAACCAGAUGACUUUGAGACCCUCUGCAACGUCCUCCGCCCCCCCACCAGCUACGGAGCAGGGCCGCGCCCAGGAGGUGUGGGGCCACCCUUUGAGUACGGGGGUCUGCCCUACGGCCCAGAGAUCUUCGGCCCCCCGCCGCGCCCCGGACCCCCCCGCCUGCCGGACUACGACCUCUUCCCCCGCGACUCCCUGUACGGCCCCUCGCCCUACGAGGCCACCGACUUUGAGGACCUGCCCUACGGCGAGGCCAGGCGGGAGGGCCCCGGAGAGAGCCCCCGGGGGGUGUACCGGCCCCGCAGCCCCCCCGAGCCCGAAUGGCACCUGCCCCCACCCCGCAGCGGCUCCAGCUCCUACCUGGAACGGCCGGGAAGGGCCAGCGAGGACUAUGGUGAGUGGAGUGGUCUCCCCCAAACUGUUCUCACAGUGGCCAGGUGCCCCUAAGAACCCAGGUAGACUGCCUCUGGACCUGGGGGGUUCCAUUAGAAGGGCCCGGCCAGUAGAUCAGGUCUGUGGCUCGUAUAGUCCAGGAUCCUCUUCACACAGUGGGAAGCCAGAUGUCCCAGUGGGAAGCCUCCGCAAGCAGGAUCUGCACCCAAGACCCCUCUUCCCUCUUGUGGUUUCCAACAACUGGGAGUCAGACGCAGUGAUUGCUUCUGACUCACGGAGGCAGAGCUAAGAGCCACCUGUCACCAUGGAUGUGGUCUAACCCUAUUUGAAAGCCAUGCAGACCUGUGGCUGCAGCUGCCUCUGGUGGAAGGGAGUUCCACAGUUUGUGCCGAAGGAAUCGGCCCUUUUUUCUAAAUCUGCCCUGGAUCUGUUCAUUGGACGUCCACAAGUUCUGGUGUUAGGAGAGAGGAAAUCUUUCUCCAGGCUGGGGGGUUAAAUUCAUCUACGACUCCCUUUUCCCCCAGUGCUUUUUUUUUUUUUUUUGCUUAAAAAAUGCUUAGGGGUACUCUCAUUUUGACUCGAGAAAAACACCGUUUUAUAGUCCAAAUCAGGAAAAAUAAAUACAGUAGUCCAAAUCAGGAAAAAUAAAGAAAUAGAGUGGUACCUCUUGAUUGCGAACAGGAUCCGUUCCGGAGGCCCAUUCGCAACAAGAGCAGAACGCAACCCGCAUCUGUGCAUGCAGCGAUUCACCGCUUCUGCGCAUGCAUGUGACAUCAUUUUGCGUGUCUGCGCAUGCACAAGCGGCGAAACCCGGAAGUAACCCUUUCCGGUACUUCUGGGUUGCCGCGGGACGCAACCUGAAAACGCUCAACCUGAAGCAAAUGUAACACGAGGUAUGACUGUACAUGUUGAGUGCGUUCAGGUUGCGCUCCGCAGCAACACCGAAGUAACCGAGUGCAUUACUUCUGGGUUUCGCCGCUCGCGCAUGUGCAGAUGCUCAAAAUGACGUCACGCACAUGCGCAGAAGUGGCGAAAAGCGACGCACGCAGACGUGCCAUCGUUAGUUAUGUUUGCUUCUGGAUGCGAACGGGGCUCCGGAACGGAUCCUGUUCGUAUCCAGAGGUACCACUGUACAGUAAAUGGACAAAAGUACAAAGAUUCACAAAAUGUUUUGGGGUCUGCGUACCCCCAGAAAAAAGCACUGCUUUUUCCUAAGCUGGAAAGCCCCAUGGGCUGCACCCUUCCUCUCAGGGGCAUCGCUCCUCCCCCUGGAUCCUUUGCGCGCCCCUUUCCUAACUCUACAAAAUCCUUCCUGGGGGGAGGAGACCAGACCUGGGCACAUAUCCUCUUCCGCUUGCCCAUCUCUCUUGCCCCCCCUCCCCAGGCCCCUUUGAGGGAUUUGGGGGUCUCCUGGCCGAGGAGUGUGGGAUCCUGAGCGGCUGCGAGAACGGGCGCUGCGUCCGCGUUGGCGACGGAUUCACCUGCGACUGCCACGAGGGCUACCGCCUGGAUCCUGCCCGCAUGGCCUGCCUGGGUGAGUCUGCCCCCCGCCCCGCCAUCCUGGCACGCCUGGGGGUGGGACCCCCAAGUGUCAUCUAUCCCAACCCCCUUUUGCGCCUCCUCGCUUGCUUCUGCCCCUUUGCCCACGCCAAGGUUUCGUCUCUCUCUCCCUCUUCUGCAGAUGUCGACGAGUGUGGCGAGUCGGAGCACCUCUGCCCAGGGGGGCGCUGCCUCAACAUGGAGGGCUCCUACCGCUGCCUGUGCCCCCGUGGCACCGUGCCCGCUGGGCAGCCCCCCCGUUGCGUCCCUGCCCCCCGCAGUCGAGCCUGAGCAAGAGGGGAGGAAGAGGCUGGGGAAAAGUAUUUAUUUACCUGUAUAGACUGGGAGGGGAGGGGCGGCCCGGAAUAAAAUCCUCUCCCCCCCCCCAGCAAAUGGAGGCUCCUCACCCAGGGAGACCCAGAGGAGGCGGCCUGGAAAUGCACUUAUAUUGGGGGGGGGGCGGAAGCAGCUCUUGUCCACUCCCACCUUCGCCUGCUGCAUCAGCGCAGAAGUCGCAAAAUAGGAUUUAAUCCCCCGUCGUUGAGGAAAUACUUGUAGUCAAAAAGAACCUGCCUUGGGAAGGGGGGGCAUUCAGCAAACUGAGCUUUUUGUCCCCCCCCCCCAAUUUAAAAAGCCUCCACUCUGCCCCACUGGAUUUGCCCCAUUGCUCUUAUGGCUUUGGAAGAUGCUUUUGUAAAGGCCAGGCCACUUUCCUCACCAGCUGGGGUGGGGUGGCACGGAGGCUAUUUCUGCACUCUGCGCGAGGCCCUGCGCCCUCUUUUCCACACACACCCCAGCCUCCUGGGCCUUUAGAUGCUGGAGCCUUGCAGAUCUCGCCCCAGAGUCCGCCUGGGCCAAAUUCUCUGGUGCCCCCUGGGCAACCCAGUCUGUUUGCCAAAGAAAGCCAGGAUGCCUUGCUGGGUGGGCCGCCACCCCCCCCCCCGCUGGAAUGUGGGGUAAGUGCCCCCCACCCUAUCCCAAAGCUGUAAUGAGGGUGGGGAGAAGAACCCCCCUGGGGGUUGGUUUUGGGAAAAUACAUUCCCAACUGGGUCAUGUGCCCCCUUGGUCUUCCAGAACUGGCAGAGAAGGGCUUCAACCCCCCCCCCCCAGCCCCACAUCCUUCCUAGGAGAUCCAGACACCCCCCCACACCCCCCGAGGCAACAAGGGCCAGCCCCCCGCUUGCCUGGCUUAGGCCGCCCCCCUCGCCCGCCCCAAAAUGGGUGCUCCUGGGGCAUCGCCCCCCCCUCACUGCUGUUACUAGAACAAUAAAGGUUUUCUACAAAA
Molecule: messenger RNA, 39944 nt
Organism: Podarcis lilfordi (Lilford's wall lizard)
Lineage: Eukaryota; Metazoa; Chordata; Lepidosauria; Squamata; Lacertidae
Source: the annotation of a GenBank genome assembly